ACCGGAGAGUGCUGUUAACGACCGCGUGGGACCGACAUGGGUUUCUCUCCGGUCAUGAGGUGGGUACAUUUGAUUGGUAAGGCAUCGAAGCGACGUGGAAUAAAGCCACGAAUCGCCAUCGCGGAAUCCACCGUUCUCUUUUGGAUCGGCUCGUUCCCACGCAAAACAGUCUUUCUUUUUGGGGCUUCACAGAGAGACCGAGGAGAUCCGAACCAAUCGCUCUCACCUUCUUUCCUUGGCAAUCUGUUCUUCUUCCUCUUUUCUUGAUCGGUUUAGGGAAAACGUUUGAUCAAAAUUUCUUUCUCAUCGUCUGGGGGCGAAUUGAGCUACAUUGUCUGUUCUUAGAUGCUUAGUAGCAGUAAUUGUCAGUGUUGUGAUAGAUCUGUCGAAACAAAGAUUGAUAGUCGGUGACACGUUGGAACAAUUAGGUUUUGAGAGGAUAUCUGCACGUCCAUGGCGCCACGGUCUGUGUUUGCCUCAUUUUAAUCGCUCUCUUGGUUUUGCCUCAAAUUGUGUGCCCAAUUGAUGGCUUUUGUCUGUGAAAGCAUAUCAUUUAACGUGAAUUCCCUCGCGUCGAUUGAGACCGAGCUCCCUUUCAGCUACUACAGUCUUCCCGACUGUCACCCGCAGGGUGGGAUCAAGAAGAGCGCCAAGAAUUUGGUAGAGUUUCUCAUGGGAGAUCUUCCAUGUCAACGUCGAUGAAUCCUUUUUACUUGUGCACCACAAACCCAUUAAAUGAGGACAAGGUGAAGCUCCUGAAGCAGAGAACACCCGAUCUCUAUCAGGUCAACAUGAUACUCGACAAUUUGCCUGUGAGGAGGUUCACCAAACGGAAUGGCAUCACCAUCCAGUGGACUGUGCGAAGAGACCUGAGAAGAUAUGAGGGGUUGGACAAAAAGGCCCAAACUCAGCUGAAAGAGGAGCUGUCUGGAUGGAAACUUGUCGUGAAUGACGUCUUCGGGUAGCCAACUUGCUCGAAGCUGCUCUGCGUCAUGGUUGGAGAUGGCAUACAGAUUGCAACCAUGGUAGUUGUAACAAUUGUGUUUGCUGCUCUUGGAUUGAUCUCUCCUGCUACAAGAGGCAUGCUCUUGACAGGAAUGAUCGUUCUAUAUCUUUUCCUGGGAUGCUGCUGGGUAUGUUGGAGUAAGGCUAUGGAGGACAAUAGAAGGUGGUUCACAGGGAUCGAGAUCUCUUUCCUGGUCGAUUGUGUUUCUCUUCCCAGGGAUUGUAGUCAUCGUUCCUCAGCAUUAUGAACUUCUUGUAGCUGGGGAAGAAAAGCACACGAGCAGAGCCUUUGUGGUUCUGCAUCUUGGUUCCUCUAACCCUUUGGGUUAUUGCUUGGGCACUCAAGCGGAACAUAUAUAGUAUCAUGUUCUAAUAAAUCAGAGCUCAAUAGAAAUUCCUGCCAGAACCCUUCAUGGCUCCUUGUCCUUGCUGCCAGAACUCUACCAUUUGGGACCCUCUUUAUUGAGCUCUUCUUUAUCCUUUCCAGUGUUUGGCUUGAGGACUGGCGGUGGCGGUGGCGGUGGAAAUCUUUCUUUUCUUCUGAAUCAGCUGCCCUUUAUCUAUUCCUCUACUUCAUGAACUACUUGGAUUUUAAGUUCGGAGCUUGAGUGGGCUUAUAUCCUUUACCUUGGCUAUUUACUGAUCAUGACUCUUGCAAUCAUGUUAUCUACCGGUGCCAUUGGCUUUUUGAUGUCUUUUUAUUUUGUUCACUACCUUUUCUCGUCGGUCAAGAUUGAUUAAGGGAGGAGCAGCACUCAUGACUCUUUUUGAAUUCCUAUUUCUCAGUACGUAGGACACAGAUCGCCAUUCUGGAUUCGAGACUGACUUGAGAUUUCUCUCCAGUUUCCACCAUCCAUUGUCGGCACAAGUGCAAGAAGAACAUGGCUGCUAGUGGUUUGACAUCCGCGGAGCACCGUCUCUGGACCAUCUCUUCUUCCGAGUGUACAGGCAACAACAGUAGGAAGUACGAUAACAGUGGGUUACGUCAUGGGCUUUUGAGUGAUGUUUCUUCGGUCUUUCUCUCUCACUCUGUCUGCACAAGGUCUCUCAUGAGAGCAAAUGAUGCGAAGGCGUUUGUUAGAGUGUGGAUGGUUAUGGCAAUGUGCUUUCGGAUUCUUGUCCAAGGGAAGCUUGCUACCCAGAGGGAGCUUUUCUAUAAGCUGCUUUGUGACGCACCUGAAUAUUUCAGGUCACAGCGUCAGGUCAACAGAACAGUACAAGAUGUUGUGGCAUUGCUCCGUUGCACUCGGCAUAGUCUAGGCAUCAUGGCAUCCAGCAGAGGUGCAGUUAUUGGACGCAUGGUGUUAGAGAUAUUACUGCCAUGGGAGUCAACCUACAGAACAACCAAAGAUUUUGAAAACAUAUCAACUGAGCCUGGUGAACAGAUUGUUGAUUGUUCCAUGAUUGGACAUGCUGGCUAUGCUGUAACUGGGGACCUUUGUACGUUGAGCAAACUUGUUCUACAUUCUGAUGCUCGAUAUAUCAUUAUAAUAGAGAAGGAUGCUAUAUUUCAGCGGUUGGCAGAAGAUCACUUCUUCAAUCAAAUACCAUGCAUAUUAAUCACUUCCAAAGGAUAUCCUGAUAUUGCCACAAGGUUUUUACUGCAUCGGAUAAGCCAGACUUUUCCAGACAUGACGAUCUUGGCUUUAAUGGAUUGGAACCCAUCUGGAUUGGCAAUACUAUGUACCUACAAGUUUGGAAGCAUAACUACUGGUUUAGAGUCAUACAGAUAUGCUUGCAAUGUUAAAUGGCUUGGACUGCGAGCAGAUGAUCUGCAGAUUAUACCUCAACAAGUGAUGAUGCAGUUGAAGCCACAUGAGAUAAAAACAGCUAAAAGCCUAAUGUCUUCCAAGUUGUUGCAGGAGAGGUACCAGGCUGAGUUGUCAUUGAUGGUUGAGAGGGGCCAUCGUGCAGAAAUUGAAGCUCUGUACUGUCAUGGAUUUGAUUUCUUGGGAAAAUAUAUAGCAAAGAAGAUUGUACAGGCUGAUUACAUUUAAUGUGAUACUACUCCACGAAGUAAGACAGAGAAGAGCAGCAAGGUUCAUUGGAGAGGCAAAUGUAAGCCACAUUGGACCUUAAUGUAAGUGCGACUCUACAACUCAGCAGUCUCAUAACUUUCACAGAUCUAAUGCUUCUGAGUAGGUGCUUUUUACCCGGUCUCUCAUACUGUUUUCUCAUUCUAAGCAAAAUAACGUUCUCUUACUUGCAGCAUGAUUUUGUUGUCAGGAAGUCAUCUGCAUGAGUUCUUGUUAUUAGCAUUUCUUCAUCCUAAAUAAAUUAUCUAUUAUCUGUCAUAAUAUCAUAUUUAUCCUUUUUUUUUUGUUGUGCUUAUCAUAUUUAUCCUUGAAUAUAGUUGUGGAAUAUAAUCAAUCAACAGUAAGCUUGCACAACAUUAAGAAUCCUUGGUCUGCCACAUGCCACACUUUUAGGGGUGCCGAUUGAGCCCAAGAAUCUGAAAACAUGGCUAGUAUGGAUGUCAUCAAAUUUACUGUUAUUUGGAUCCAGUAAACUAUCGGGUUAGAGCAUAAAUCGGAUGAUGUGUAAAUCCGAUAUCUGUCUGAAAUGAUACCUAACCCAAAACUUUCUUACUGGGAUCCAUCCCCAUUUGGAUCCUAUAAUUCUUCAUGUCCGAUCCGGAUUCUAGAUGAACCCAAUCAGCAACACACAUAAAACUAUAAGUUGCUAGGCUUAUGAAUAUGAAGUCAAGUAUAAGAUUGUAGUCUAUGACAUAUGUUUCUUUAUUAGAAGUCAUGAACCAGCCUUUUAAGAGUUUGCCUCAGGAGUGAAGAUUGGUUGAUUGGUGAAAAGUCUAGUCAUAAGUAGUUGAGAGAGAAAAAGCCAUGCCAUAAGAUGCGUGAUUGAAGCUAUAAGAACGGCAUCGUAAGUGAUUAGCGACUGAAUCCAUUUUUGGUCGGUAGAGUUGGGUCCAAAUCUUCUUUGAGAAGAAACAAGAAAAAGAAAUCCUGAAAGCUACGAACAAAGUUCUAUAUAGGGACAGAAACUUUGCACCCGUUAAUCAGAAGUCUUUUUUUUUUUUAAUUCAAUUUAUCGGUAGACUGUUAAGCCACACAUGCUGGUCCUACACUGCCAGAUGGAUGAUUAUGAGAUCAUCCGAUAUCACUUCACACUAAGACGUCCAUUUUCUCAUAAUCAAAUAUUUGUCAUCGAAGGCCGGUCUGCGUAUGGGAGGUGGCAGGAAACCAGCCAUAUGCCUCCCCCGCCAACAGCACGAUAUGCUGUCCCGGUCAUCGUCCCACAUGAAUGUGCUGAUGGGCCACGCAAUGAAUGCUACGGCAAGGAGAAUUGAUAGUGGCAACGACGCAAGGGCCGAGCCGAGACCUCUCCAGUCCUUCACCCCAUCCCCAGAAGAUAACUCCAAGAAAAGGAUCAAGUAUGCAUGUAUCUGGACAAUAGCUAGAGAAGGGAGCAGGUGCAGCAGCCGCUGCAGCAGUAGUUUUUGGCUCUUAAUGGAGAAAUCAAUGCGGCUGUUGGCCAUGGCGCGUCGUACGGCUCGCCAUUGGGUGUUGACAGCAACGGGUCGACCGCGGACGGUCCUGGUGACUGUCGUCUUGCGCGUUGCCCAUCGGUCCACCCGUCGCUGUGUCGUCUGCAUGUCAACCCUAGCGAUGGUCGUCAUCAUCAUCAUCAUAACAUACUGGUGCAAUCCUCCCUCCAUGCGACCCAUGGGAAACACAUUAGAGGACAUGUGGGGGUUGGAAGAAAACGCAGCAGCCCCAUGUUGUGUUGUAUUCCUUACCUGUCGUGUUCCUCGUUUUCUUCCUGACAUUCAGUGUCACUGGCCUGUUUCGGAUCCUCUCCACUGCUACAAUUAACUCAGACCUCACACAAUAAUCGUUGCUGUUGGCCCCAUUAGCUUUUAAGUAAUGCACAUGAAUCAACCUCCAAGUCUCUGUUGCUGAAGAAGGUUUUAUCUGCCAAAGAAAAGAGAUCUCAUAGACAUUAGAUCGCCAACUGUUCCUUUUCUUUUGGUGGAUUUUAUGUAGCUACCGCAUGGAUAGUCAACCUUAUGAUCAUCUUGGCAGAGCUUUU
Musa acuminata AAA Group (dessert banana) is the source of this 5055-nucleotide messenger RNA. Its product is annotated as meiotic recombination protein SPO11-2-like. Gene Ontology annotation, biological process: meiotic DNA double-strand break formation; meiotic DNA double-strand break processing; reciprocal meiotic recombination. NCBI's taxonomy places the organism in Eukaryota, Viridiplantae, Streptophyta, Magnoliopsida, Zingiberales, Musaceae. The record is from RefSeq and is a predicted model, not a curated record. Gene Ontology annotation, cellular component: nuclear chromosome. The transcript is spliced from 15 exons. Gene Ontology annotation, molecular function: ATP binding; DNA binding; DNA topoisomerase type II (double strand cut, ATP-hydrolyzing) activity. The coding region runs from base 1887 to 3002 and encodes 371 amino acids.